Molecule: messenger RNA, 873 nt
Organism: Serendipita indica DSM 11827
Lineage: Eukaryota; Fungi; Basidiomycota; Agaricomycetes; Sebacinales; Serendipitaceae
Source: the annotation of a GenBank genome assembly
AUGUCCGGAUCAUCCUCAUCCUCUUCUCAGCAACCUACAAAGAAGGAUCUCGAUCCGACAAUCGAUUUCCUUGCUGGAACAGUCGCCGGUCUGACGUCAAAGUCCGAUUUCAAGACUCGAGAACAGCUACACGCUAUAGCUCGACCUCAAAUGCACUCUAUACCAUCGUACAAGAGGAAGGAACACGUGGACUGUUCAAAGGCAUCCAGGCCCCCAUGGCAACUUGGAUGUGCUAUUCUCAACGGACUCGUCUUUGGGACGUAUGGUUUCCUUAUGAAAGCCCAGCUUCAGGCGCACCAGCGCGAGCCCAGUUUGACUCAGACAUUUAUCGCAGGCGCAGGGAGCGGUGUCGUCUCUUCCCUUGUGACUUGCCCGUCUGAGUUAAUCAAGAUCCACCAACAAGGGAGCGUACACUCCCAACCACCAAGUUACGAGGCAGUUUCGCGCUCUUUCCGAAGACGGGUCCCGCCUCCGACCGACCACAGCACACACAAAUCUGGUGCGCUCGCUCGAGAGGCACAUGUCGAACUACCCGCUGUCCCAUGGUAUGGUGUCCUCCUCGCAGGUGCGCUUGCCGGACCUGCGAGUUGGAUCGCCACAUUCCCCGCAGACGUGAUCAAGACGCGAAUGCAGGCACUUCCAGACGAAGUGGAAGCAUCUAGAACGUUGCCCAAACCCGGUCAGAGCUCAAUUACAGCCGUGCGACGAGAGAUGGGCACACUUGAAACGGUCAGAUAUUGCUACCGCCGCGAAGGGCUGCGGACGUUUGUUGCUGGACUGACACCGACACUAAUACGCUCUGUGCCUGUGAAUAUUGUCACAUUUGGAGCGUUUGAAUUUGUGGUGAGCGUCCUCACCAAAGACAACGUAUAA